Molecule: messenger RNA, 1812 nt
Organism: Capronia coronata CBS 617.96
Lineage: Eukaryota; Fungi; Ascomycota; Eurotiomycetes; Chaetothyriales; Herpotrichiellaceae
Exons: 1
Coding region: 1-1812 (603 amino acids)
Source: RefSeq, a predicted model, not a curated record
AUGGAGAAUCCCGAUCACACCUCUCAUCAGAGAUUCACCUUCUUGAACUAUAACACACCUACCCACAGUGCUUCACACCGUCGAGCGGUGAAGUCGCAUAUCUCCAGCAAGUAUAGAGCUGCGAUUCGCCAGAAGACGCAUUCCCGGUAUGCCUUGCCUCACCACGACGAGGGCUCCGAAGGCUUAUCGAGCAUUACGCAGGAGGAUAGAACUCAGAAAGACGAGCAGAGACGGAAGGUAAAGACAUACUCGGAGUCACCAUCAACACUACCGGGUCUUUCGUGGCACUCCGCGCCUUUCCCCCUGAACAUCGGUUUCAGCGGUACCCGGGUCGAUCCUUUCAGCUCUCUUCCCGGUCAACAGACACCAUGUGUGGUGGGUGCUCUCGACUAUUACACCAACGUGCUCGCACCUCUCCAUCAACCGAUGUUGGUAGUGGUUAAUCAGGUCAAUCCUACGAUGAGUUGGGCCUUGCCUGUUAUCCUCUCUCACGACAGCGCCUUUCAUGGGGCUAUCGCACUGUCUCAAGCGUAUCUCGAAAAACACCAGAAUCUCACCACGAAACCGUCUCAAGAAGUAAGGUUUCAUCGACAUAAGGCUGUUUCAAUACUUCGUAAUCGUCUGGCCGAUCUUGAAGGUCCUCCUGACGAUGGCACCCUUGUGGCUGUCCUUGCACUGGCAAUACUUGACGUCAUGUAUAAAGAAGAUGAUAUGUCAAAUCGCAAAGGCCUAGCUCUCAUGGUCGCCAUGAAAGGUGGGCUUGACAAUCUUGGAAAGCGUGGACUGGUCAAAGCGUAUCUCAUCCAGUUCGACUACUUCUGGACGCUCGAGACCGGCACCGAAAGCAUUUUUCCCCUCGCCAAGCGCAAAAAGCAGCGAAUCUACCCUCACUUCCCAUUCCAGGAUAACGUUCUUUCCAUGAUUGCAACCCUUCCGCCAGGGUUUGCGGCCAUAGCGCGUCGGGGAAGUCUGGGUAUCGAUGUCCUCCAGGUCCUAUCCAGAGUGAGCAGAUUUAUGCGCUCGCAGGCCUCACCAUCGGGACUAGCAACGGAGAAGGAUCCGAUACCGGGAGAUCAAGACUAUCCGGAUAUCUUCGACGCAUGCUCUUGCCUUCAAUCGGCAGCAGCCACCGAACAUAGUUUGGAGAAGAACAUAUGCCUUGCAAUUAUCCUCUACAGUUUCAAUAUGGACAGUCAGGGUGACUCUCAUACCAAACUCGCUUCAUACCGUGGCUCACGCCAGGAGCUAACCAGGUCACUUCCUUUCACCCGAGGUUGGACUCCCGAAGAAAGACAAUGUCUAAUAUGGAUCUGGAUGAUUGUGAUUACCUCCUGGAGAACUGACCAUGCUCUGUCGGGUGAAGGCUUGUGGUUAAGCCACAGCUUCUUCUCAAAGAUUGAGGAUGCUCGCUCAUGGGAGUCUGUAGAAACUGCUAUGCGUCAAUUUUUCUGGUCUGAACCAUUGAGCGAAGUCUGGAAGACGAGCUGGAGGGAAGCAUUCAAUCACCACGAUAGGAUUGACCCUUUAGAUUCCAGAUCCCCAUCGGAAAGCCCACCUCUGGAAAGUGGCAAUCUCCCAAUGAUGAGCUCGCCGAGCACAUAUCAGUGGAUACAAGACUCAACAACCCUGUCAACCCGUUGCAGAGGCACUGGAGGCGACAGUCUGUCUACGCAUCUGCAAAUACCGGGGAUCAGACAUGGAAUACAAGAACAUGUUGCAAUCAAGUCGGAGAAGACUGCUCUCAGCUCUCCACAUGCCAUCAAACUACCGCGAAUGUUGACCCUGGAUACCUAUCUUGGCCAGAUACAGUGA